AUGCCCUCCGAACCCGCAACACCCCAGUUUCAAGUAUAUACCGCUACUCAAGCUUGCCUUUCCAUAACCCUAUACUUUCAACUCGUCGAGUUUCGGGACUCUGCCUUUGUCUGGGCGGGUGUGGAGGGCAAAGAAGUACUCAGCAACCUUGCCACUGCUAUACCGGCUCUGCACGGAGGAGCACCCGCAGCAACGACAAUGAUAUCAAAUGAUAAGAAAGCGGCAGGAUGA
Paraglomus occultum is the source of this 231-nucleotide messenger RNA. The record is from the annotation of a GenBank genome assembly. NCBI's taxonomy places the organism in Eukaryota, Fungi, Glomeromycota, Glomeromycetes, Paraglomerales, Paraglomeraceae.